This is a messenger RNA of Oldenlandia corymbosa var. corymbosa, 2174 nucleotides long. NCBI's taxonomy places the organism in Eukaryota, Viridiplantae, Streptophyta, Magnoliopsida, Gentianales, Rubiaceae. The record is from the annotation of a GenBank genome assembly.
AAAAAAAAAAAAAAAAAAAAAGGUUUAAUUCAUUUGUAACGUUUCCACCUGAAGGCGUAUUUUCAGAGCUUUUUCCUUACAAAAGGCGUGGAUUCCGUGAGGUGGCGAAAACCGUGGCUCUUUUGCCUCAUUUUCGCUAAAAGCGUCAUGUCAACCACACGACUUUUUGGAAAAUCUGUUUUGUUCACGUCAUCAGCAAAGAUAGGUACUUAGACCAGCAUAUAAAUACAAAUAUUUUUUUUCACGCAGAUAAAUUUUCUAAAUUCCGAAGCUCCAUUCCCCACAAAAAAUUGUUGAAUCGGUAUGGCCCGGUUGAUGCCUGGCAUGAGGACUCUUUUGUUUUGAUGCAUGUUUGGAGUUUUACCUGUGUGUAUUUGUGGAAGCAUCUUAAUUUAAUCUUUCCAUGGGGGCACCUAAGCAAAAAUGGACCCCGGAAGAAGAAGCAGCCCUCAAAGCUGGAGUAAUUAAGCAUGGCCCCGGCAAGUGGCGCACGAUUCUUAAAGAUCCAGAGUUCAGUGGUGUUCUGUGCCUACGCUCAAAUGUGGAUCUUAAGGAUAAAUGGAGAAACAUGAGUGUCAUGGCAAAUGGCUUGGGAUCAAGAGAGAGGUCGCGGUUGGCAUUCAAAAGAAUGCAUAGCUCAGCUAAACAGGGGGAGAACUAUAUGGGCAUUGGCUCUGUAACUCAAAGUGAUGAUGAUACUGUCGAUCCAAGGUCCCAUGCAACAUCUAGUGGUUCUCCACAGAUUGGAAGCUCCAAAAGAUCGAUUAUAAGGUUGGACAAUCUCAUCAUGGAAGCUAUAAACAAUCUGAAGGAACCUGGCGGUUCUAAUAAGACAACAAUAGCUGCAUACAUAGAGGAUGAGUAUUGGGCGCCACCAAACUUCAAAAGACUUUUGUCUUCAAAAUUGAAGUACUUGACUGCGACUGGGAAACUUGUAAAGAUGAAACGGAAGUAUAGAAUCGCAACAGCUUCAGCAUUAUCUGAGAAGAGAAAAAGGUCUUCUAACCCAAUGCUAGAAGGACCUUUGGAAGGGAGGCACAGGUAUUCGCCUACUCUUGACCACCAAGAUGACCUUGCUACUCUCAUGAAAUCCGAGGUUGAUUUAGAGCUUGCUAAAAUCAGAAAUAUGACACCACAAGAGGCUGCCGCUGCCGCUGCCCAAGCGGUUGCUGAAGCUGAAGCUGCCAUAGCUGAUGCUGAAGAGGCUGCAAGAGAAGCAGAGGCAGCCGAAGCUGAUGCAGAAGCAGCAAUGGCUUUUGCAGAAGCAGCUAUGAAGACACUGAAGGGAAGAAAUACACCAAGGAUGAUGAUUCGUGCGUGAUUAUCUUGAGGGCGCAAUGAGCAUUUCAAAAACAAUGACUUUUAGAGCUUCCUUGUGAUCCAGUAUGAUGUUUGCAUAGUUUUUUUGAUCGCUUGAACUGUAGAUGUAAAUAUGGGUAAAAUAUGUUCGGUCUUGAGCUAUGAUUUAUAGGGUCAGUAGUAAAUCCUUCAACUGGAGAUUUGGUACUGCUUUAAAAUUCUUCUGUAGUAUAUCAGACUUUUUAGGACGUUAUGUGUUUCUACUGAUUUCUUUCAAGGCCGUCCUUUGGUAUUGUGUUGGCAUCUCUGUUUGUGAGGUCGUAGAUGGCUGAAAAUCAAGUGCCAAAACGGAUAAUUAUACUUGGGAUGUUGCCCUCAGUGCCUGAGGUUUUCAAUGAUUGUUCGUUGUGAUGCUUGAAAUGGGAAGAAUGUUGGAAAGUGAACAUUUCAGGAGUUCCGUUUCAGAAUAAUCUCACUCAGAGGUGGGCAAAUUUGGAUGGAAACCUUUGGGCAACUUCAUCAGCAUGCCACCUUACAGUUACGGGACCAGUUUAAAAGUUGGCUUGGGUAGUUGGAUGGUUUAAGGGAGUGUCAAAAAGAUGAGCACAACCUUCUCUGUUUAGUCUUUUGGGAAGAGGGAAAAAAAAAAAAGUAUUACUGUUGAUACAUUCAUUUUAAGGAUACCAGGGCGCACAAGUCAUGUUACUCCAAUUGAAUUCAUUUUAAAAGGCAGCCAUCACAUUUAAGCUAUAAGAAUUUGGAUAAAAGUAUUCUCUUUUUAUUCUGAAAACAAGUAGGAAAUAGAUUUGUCGUACACAUAAACGAAAGGCCCGGUUUGAAGAAAAUUAAUAUUCUUUUUGUUCUAUAAAAAAAAG